Messenger RNA from Camelina sativa (false flax), 1401 nucleotides. The record is from RefSeq and is a predicted model, not a curated record. Lineage: Eukaryota; Viridiplantae; Streptophyta; Magnoliopsida; Brassicales; Brassicaceae.
AUGCCGACAGAUAAAAGUCCUGGUCAUGAUGGCUACACGGUGGAGUUCCUUAGGGAAGCCUGGUCAAUUGUUAAGGCUGAUUUCAUAACUGCAGUCCAGUCUUUCUUUGUCUAUGGUUUCAUCCCUAAAGGUAUUAAUACUACCAUCCUCGCACUAAUCCCAAAGAAAAAAAUAGUGACAGAGAUGAAAGACUAUCGGCCAAUCUCCUGUUGCAAUGUGAUAUACAAGGUUAUCUCCAAACUUUUAGCAAACCGACUCAAGCAACUUCUCCCUGAGUUUAUCUCUCUGAAUCAGUCGGCUUUUGUCAAGGAUUGUUUACUAAUGGAAAAUGUUUUCUUGGCGUCUGAAAUCGUCAAAGAUUAUCACAAAGAGUCGAUCUCUCCUCAGAGUGCUAUCAAGAUUGAUAUCUCGAAGGCUUUUGAUUCCGUCCAAUGGCCCUUUCUGCUAAGUACUCUCUCUGCAAUGAAUCUCCCUAAACGAUUCAUAAAGUGGAUAGAACUCUGUAUUUCUACGGCAUCUUUCUCAGUGCAAAUAUUUGAUCAUUUCGCAGAGUUCUCAGGGUUAAAGAUCAGUCUUGAGAAGUCAACCUUGUACAUGGCAGGGGUGCGGGAGAGUGACAAGGAGGACAUCCUCCGCUGCUUUACCUUUGCUUUGGGUUCUUUACCCGUACGCUACCUUGGUCUCCCAUUGUUAAGAAAACGAAUGACAACAUCGGACUACGCUCUUCUUCUUGAGAUAAGGGACAGAAUUGGGAGUUGGACAGCUCGACACCUUUCUUUCGCAGAACGCUUACAACUUAUAAGCUCAGUGAUCCACAGUCUUACCAAUUUUUGGAUGUCUGCAUUUCGUUUACCGAAAGCGUGCAUUAGAGAAAUAGACAGUUUGUGCUCUGCCUUCCUAUGGUCGAGUCCGGAUUUGAAUAGGAAGAAAGCAAAAGUGUCGUGGGCUGAUGUAUGCACACCCAAGGAGGAAGGAGGGCUUGGUCUCCGAUCCCUUGCAGAGGUGAAUACGGUUGUCUUGACACAUAGAACACGAAGACAUAGGUCGGACCAUCUCAACCAAAUGGAAAAUUUGUUAGGGGAGAUUCGAUCAAAAGGGCUAAGGGAUACGACUGACGUGGUUCUCUGGAAAGGAAAAAGAGGUCUUUUUAAAGCUUCUUUUAACACGAAAGAGGUCUGGCAGGCAAUCCGGUCUGUGCAACCGUCUAAGGAGUGGCAUCGUGGGAUUUGGUUCACUCAUGCCACGCCAAAAUACUCUUUCUUGGCUUGGCUCGCCAUACAUAAUCGUUUAACAACAGGAGAUAGAAUGCUCUCUUGGAACGUCUAUGUCAGGCUUCCUUGGAAACACGGGACCACAUCUACUUCAGUUGUCCGUAUUCACGUGAAGUAUGAUCUGGCUUAA